Messenger RNA from Prorocentrum cordatum, 1050 nucleotides. NCBI's taxonomy places the organism in Eukaryota, Dinophyceae, Prorocentrales, Prorocentraceae. The record is from the annotation of a GenBank genome assembly.
AUGUCGACGCAGCUGCGGCUCCUCCAGACGUCGGCCCAGAUGCCGAUCCAGCUGCUGCUCCUCCACGCGUCGGCCAACCAGAUGCCGAUCCAGCUGCUGCUCCUCCACGCGUCGGCCAAGAUGUCGAUGCAGCUGCUGCUCCUCCAGACGUCGGCGGCGAAUGCACCAGACAAGAAGGUUCGGCCCCUCAGUGAACUUUAUGCGAGCUGCGCCAUCGUUGUCCAGCGGGUGCGCACGGAGAAGAUCAUCGGGAAUUUGACUGAUACCAUCAUCGCUGGCGGUGGCAGGGCAGUUUUAUUCGUGGAGUGCACCCGUGGCGAUGAGACGCCAUUGCGAGCCAGGGCGAGGUCAGCUGCCAAAGUAUUCAGCCACGAACGCCAGAUCUGCGAGGCGAGCUUGGUGAGCAUUGCCGACGUGCACGAUGAAGAUACGGUAAAACAGAAGAUUGUUCAAACUGAUUGGGAGGGUGCUGUUGCAUAUGCACUUGUUGGUGACGUCCAGCGCUAUCUGAUUGUGAAGUUCAAUUUGCUAACGUGGCUUCAAUGUGUAGAUCGUGGGACUGCUGAGUGUUACCAGUAUUGUUUCUCUGCAGUGAGGCCUCGUUUCAGUUUCGCUAAGAAGUUCGAUCGACACGUUCAUGUGUCCACCACAGACAAGGAUGCUGCCAUCGCAAAGGCGUUCAACAGGCCUCCUGGUCCUGGUGAUGGCUGCGCAGAGCUUCGGUUUGGUUGCCACGUGCACGUCGCCAGCAGCGUGAUCGGCAAGGCAUCCAAUUGCAUGAAGGACGAUAUCAGCUCUCUCGUGCAUCUCACGUUGAGCUUGAACCAACCUGGGGCGAUGCAGCAUUUCAGAACAUUGCUCCGCAAGAUGGUUGCCAAUGUGCAGGUAUUCGUUGGUGUUCCACCGCAGCAGCACACAGAAUAUCGCCAGCAGGUUUUGGACAUGCUGUUCGAGGGGUGCGAGGCGACCGACCGAGUCAGACGCUCGGUCAUUGAUGCACUGGCCAACGGCGACUGGACCAACCAUCACGUCAUCGAGCAUUGGAGCCCA